Phragmites australis (common reed) is the source of this 3031-nucleotide messenger RNA. RefSeq lists its product as uncharacterized. Gene Ontology annotation, biological process: asymmetric cell division. The transcript is spliced from 6 exons. The record is from RefSeq and is a predicted model, not a curated record. Lineage: Eukaryota; Viridiplantae; Streptophyta; Magnoliopsida; Poales; Poaceae. Bases 1022 to 2941 code for a protein of 639 amino acids.
UGUGCUGUUCUGCUCCUGUGCCCGGUGGUUUGGCUCCUCGGGAUGUUCUCCUUUCUUGCCUCCUGCUGCAGACAAAACCCCCAAACCCAAACAUCCCAAUCCAACCCCAAAUCCCACCAAAUGCCUCCUGUCCAAUAAUGCUUGCUGCUCUCCUCCUCUAGCUCCCACUCGAGCUUCCUUAUCGCCGCAUUGCGAGGCCGGCGGCGGCCGCGGGCAGCGCCUUAUCCUAGAACUGCCGGACUUUGAUUCUUGGGCGCCUGUUUUGGAAUCUUUCUUUUUACCGCUGUUUCUGAGGUUUUGGGGCCAUUUCGUGAGGUGGGCGCUGGCAAAAUUCGAUAUUGCGGAGUCAUUAAGGUUUUCCUCCCUCCGUUGGAUCCUUGGUUCACCGCCGCCGCCUCUUCCUCGGUCUGGUGGAGUGCAGGGGAGCGGAGAUCCAUCCGCAGGUUAUGUUUGGUACCCAGAAUAGGGUAGAAAGAUUUGGUACCCAAGGCGAAAUUCAUUUUGCAGAAUAAUUGGAGAUCAGCUGAACCCCUACCAGUGGUGGAUUUAGAACUAAAAUUAACUUAUGACGGAGAAGUUGAUCUUACUCUCUUCAAUUAAAAAAUAGAUGACAUUUUGUACAUUAUAUAAACUGUAUUUAGAAAUAUUUUUAUAAUCUUACAAAUUUCUUAGAUUCUAUACACAUAGUCUAAAAGAAAAUGAGUGGUAAAACAAUCUACACAUAUAAUUUUUAUAUUCGAAUAAAUAUUUUAAAAUUUUGAUCGGAUAUUUUUCAAAACAUAUUAUCGUCACGGCUCUCGGUGCUCUCCAACACAACACAAUUAGCCUAUUUCCGUCACGGCUUCGGCCUUCUUCCUGCCGCACGCGUCGCGCAUUCGACGGGCGGAGCUCUCGGUCUCGGCUUCUGCCUUCCGCACGCAGCUUCCCAUCGCAACGAUUGCUCAAGCACAUUGAGCUUUGGAGAUGAAGAGCCUUUUUUGCUGCUGUUGAAGCAUUACUGUGUGAGCUUGACCUUUUUCCAAUGGAUAAGCAGAGCAAUCCCAAGAAUGGGGAAAUGGGGAACAAUGUGUUUCACAGGAUGAUUCUUAAUCAGAUUGCUGGGGACAUUGGUCUCGACGAGGAGAAUGCGCCUUGCAAUACUCCGAGAAACUCCGUUCACUUGCCGUUCAGUGGCUCGUCAAGUAGGGUUGUUGCUUCUACUAGUGGCAGCCGCAACACAGAUUCAGUGAGCCCAGGCGAGUAUGUGAGGGAUCCUGGAUCGAUAUUGAGUUUACAGCCUUGGAUCUUUAGGAAAAGCGGCUCACAGAACAAAGAGGAAAUGCUUAGUGGUAGUAGGGCGGUUGGUAAAGGCAAGAAUCUGGUGGAUGGCUUUCAAGAUGGUAAAGCUGUUGAAGUCUCUCCAAGGAGUCCUGGUCUUGGUUCUGGGCCUGGACGAGGUUGUGGAGCUCUUAGGAGCAGAAGAACUCGUAGGCAUUUUAUCAAGCCACUUGUGCCAAUGGAAAACCCAUACAUUCCGCAACUUUACAGUGAGAACUUUGAAAUUGAAGAAUGCACGUUUGCUCCAGUUCCCUCCCCAGCUUCUGCUAGGCCAUUCAUUGUAACAGAUGGGAGAAAAAUAAUUAGUAAACAACGCUAUGAACCAGUUCCCGUACCCUUUAAUAUUGGAUUCGACAAGGAGGUAUGUAGAAACAACUCAAGAAUGCCAGGAAGUGUGAUUGGGAUCACUCCUCUACCUGAGGUGAAGAAAUUGAAAAAGGAGGGCAGAGAACCACACAAUGCAAGGCUGGGUCUGUCUGGUUUUCAGAGAAGUAUCAAACAAUCAGGACAAGCAGGUUUACGUGAUCGAAUACUCAUCUUGUCUACCGGGGUGAGCAUCGGUAUUCUAUCAUCUUCUCUGUCAAACAAGAAGGAACUUGAUACGUUGAAGGGCUCACUGAAGCAAAUGGAGAACUUGGUUCAAGAUUUGCAGGAUGAGCUGGAGAUGAAAGAGGGUUUAACUGUAAAGGAAUUGCAUAAUGAAACUUCUGACGAACGUGAAGACGAUAAUAGCAAAGCACGCGUAGUUGAUUCAGAGCCAAUGAGCAAAAUUGAAGCUGAGCUUGAAGCCGAGCUUGCAAGAUUGGAACUGGGAAUCACUUCAAAACGCUUGGAAGAAGAAACAUCAGUCUUCAAUGAGGUUGACCAGGAGUUCAUUGGAGACGUUGUUCAGGGGGAACUGAAAGUUGAUAUGGUUCGUCGUGAUCUUACGGAUUACAGCAUUGAAAGUGACCAUGGCAGGGAUAGCAGAGAAAGUUCCCCAGAUUGCACACAUGGUACAAACUAUCCCGUCUCGCCUAGGGAUCUCAGCAUUCGUCUCCACAAGGUGAUUCAACAUAGGCUUGAAGGCCGAAUCAAGGAGCUCGAGUUAGCACUUGCCCAGAGACAUAAGCAGGCACAACUGCAGAUGAUGGCGACUGAGCGAAUCUUCUCCGAACGAGUCUGCUCAAACAGUGAGUCAGGUUCUUCUUCCAACCAUGAAAGUCCCAUGUUCAUACAAGAAACUAGCUCCUUGGCAGAACCGUAUUGUCUAAACCUAUCUGGAGAUGCACUAGAAGCUUAUGAUGAAGCUUAUGAAGAAUUCAUGAGGAUUGCCGACUCCCCUUGCACGACAAGUACAAACGGGAAGCCUCAGGUAAAUGAAGAUUACUUGGUGGACCGUGGCUUGAUCUGGGGCAUGGAGGAGGACAGUGCUAGGAAGUUGAAAGAAGUGCUCCCUUGGGAGCGAAUUGUGAAGAGUGGAAAUCCUGAUAGAGCUCAAGAGAGUGAUGGAGAUGAUGAAGACGAGUCCGACGACGAUGACCAUGAUAGUAAACUGCUGAUUCAGCAAAUUGUAGAGAGAACUAAACAGGGUUCACCUGUACUCAUUAAUGCUCAAAAACUUUUGUUUUCGGUGGAUCAAUAGGUCGCUGGGCUAUACACCAUUGCAUUUGAGAUAUAGCAUGUAGUGUCAAAUUAUUGUUGAGAAAAGGAAAAAUAUUGAUUGUUUUGAGCC